Paramecium sonneborni is the source of this 7796-nucleotide messenger RNA. The record is from the annotation of a GenBank genome assembly. Lineage: Eukaryota; Ciliophora; Oligohymenophorea; Peniculida; Parameciidae.
AUGAUGAUUAAACUGAUGAUAUUGAAUGUUAAAGUAAUUAUAUAUAUUUAUUAUAUGAUAAAUAGGAUGUCAUCAUUCUUGUAAAGAUUGCAUACCCAGUCCUGAAAAAGAUGCAUGCACAAAAUGCCCUGAAUCUAGAAAACCUAGUGAUCCAUUAGAUACUUAAUUUUAAUGUAUUUGUGAAUCUUCAGACACUUUUGAUGAUGGAUUUAAAAUGCUUUGUCAAUAAUGUCAUUAUUCUUGUCUAACUUGCUAUGGUCCAUUUUCAUCAAACUGUUUCACAUGUGAUCUAACAUAUAGAUAGUUAGAUUAUUCAUCAUGUGUUUGUUAAGAUGGUUACUAUGAUAAUGGAUAAUUAAAAUGUGACAGUAAAUUUAUUUAUUAAUAGCCAUAGAUUGCCAUUAUACUUGUCAUAGAUGUUUUGAUAAUACUGAAUAUGAUUGUAUUGUAUGUUCAUUUGAACUUUAUUUUAGAGUGCUUAAAGGUAAUAUGUGUAGAUGCGCUGAUGGAUAUUAUGAAGAAGAAGGAAAGGCAUAGUGUUAAAGUAAUUAUUAUUUUUAUAUUUAUUCAUAGAAUGCUCAUAUAGAUGUGAAACAUGUUAGACUAGUCCAGAUAAAUGUUUAACUUGUCCCUUGAAUUCUCUUCGUUUACUUGAUCAGAUAAAAGGUUGCUUAUGCUAAAAUGAUUUAUACGAUAAAGAAAACGAGAUAAUCUGUUAAAGUAUUUUCAUUAUUAAUUGGAGAAUGCCACUUUAAAUGUAAAACCUGUAGUUCUUUUGGAGAAGAAUAAUGUCUUAGUUGUGACUUGGUUACAAAUAGAGAAUUUAAAUUUAAUUAAUGCAAAUGUAAACCUCAUUACUUUGAAUAGGAAGUUUAACAAUGCACGAGUAAUUAUUAAAUAUAAAUUUAGUUUGUAGCUAAUUCUGUUAUGAAUGCAUUGAAAAAUUUGAUAAUUGUACUUCUUGCAAUAAUGAUAGAUACUUAGAAGGCAGUACAUGUAAAUGUAUCACUAAAUUUUUUGGAAGUGCAAUCAGUACUUUUGAAUAUAAUGAUGGUGUCUAAUGUUUAAGUAAUCAGAUCAAAUAUAAAUAGAAUGCCAUUAUUCCUGUGGAAUUUGUAGAGGUGUUAAAGUAACAGAUUGUCUUACCUGUUUAGAAAAUGAAAAUAGAUUCUAAGUGGAAAAUACUUGUAUUUGUAAAAAUGGAUAUUUUGAUGCAGGAUUACCUGUUUGUUAAAGUAUUUAUGAAUUUUAUGUAUAGAAUGCAAUUAUAAAUGUAAAGAUUGUAAGUAAUAAGCUGAAAGCUGCACAUCUUGUCAAGAUAACACCUUUAGAUAAUUAAUUUUAGGUUUUAAUAAAUGUGAAUGUAUUUAAAGAUAUUAUGAUGACGGAAUUAAUGAAGUUUGUCAGAGUAUCUAUUAUGAUAAAUAAUUAAUAGAGUGCCAUUAUUCAUGUCUUAGAUGCAACAACAUUCAAACUAAAUGUGAUUAAUGUUUAGUUGAAUCCAAUAGAACCUAUAAUAUUUAACUUUUUACUUGUGAUUGUAAAAUUGGAUAUUACGAUACUGGAAUUGAAAUUUGUUAAAAAUGUCACUAUUCAUGCCUACAUUGUAAUUCUGGAGGUUCUAAUAACUGUGUUUCAUGCGUAGAUUCAAAAACCUCCCACAGAGUAUUCUAUAAUAAUUCUUGUAAAUGUUUAUUUGGAUAUUUUGAUGAUGGUUCAUCCAUACAAUGUUAACAAUGUGAUAUUUAAUGUCUAAGUUGUAUUGAUUAAUCUUAUUAAUGCUCAUCAUGUCCUUAAACAAGAAAAAUAGAAUAUAAUUGUAAAUGUUCAGAGGGAUAUUACGAUGUUAAUUAAUAGCUUUGCUCAUAAUGUAAUUAACAGUGUCAGACAUGCGAAUUUAACUCAAAUAAUUGUACAUCAUGUUAUGCUGAUUAAUUUCGAAAUUUCAACUUAAUUACUAAGACAUGUGAUUGUUAAUCUGGCUAUAUUGAAAUUAAUGGAGUUUGCUAAUAAUGUAAAUAGAGUUGUUAAACAUGCUAAUUAUUAAUAAAUAAUUGUACUUCUUGUAGUAAAUUUCGAUAUUUGGAAAACAAUAACUGUAUUUGUAUCAAUGGAAUGUUUGAAUCAAUUUUAGAUAAUUAAUGUCAAUUCUGUGAUAAAAGUUGUCUAACUUGUAGUUUUUCUAAAACAAAUUGCUUAACUUGUUCAAUUGAUAAUUAUAGAACUUUAACAUCUGGAAAUGUAUGUGAAUGUAUGGAAGGAUAUUUUGAAGAUCCAAUUACAUAAAAUUGUGAAAAAUGCGAAAAAUCUUGUUUAACUUGCUCUCUCUUAUCUACUUACUGCUUAACAUGUGAUUUCAGCCUUCAUUUGUUUUUGGUUAAUAAUUAAUGUUUAUGUUCACAAUCUUAUUAUUUCGAUUCUUUGAGUAAAUAAUGUUAAUGUAAUAAUUUACUUAUAUUUAGAAUGUCAUGUUACAUGUCUUGAAUGCUCAAAUAAGAAUGAAUGUAUUUCAUGUGAAUUGAUAACGAGACAUCUAGAUUCAGACUUAAAUAAAUGCUUAUGUAAUAUUGGAUUUUAUGAAAUAAACUAAUAGAAUUGUUAAAGUAAUUAACUAUUUAAUUAUUUUAGGAUGUCAUUUCUCAUGUGAAACCUGUGAAAAUAUAAAUACUCAUUGUUUAAGUUGCAUGGAAGACUAUAAUCGAAUUUUAACAAAUAAUAAAUGCUUGUGUUUAGAUGGUUAUUAUGAAGUUGAAAUUGAAUAAUGUCAGAAAUGUGAUAGUAUUUGUAAAACCUGUUAGUUCUCUGCCUCAACUUGUUUAUCUUGCUUUGAAAUUGAAUAAUUGAGAAUUUUAUCUGGAAAUAAAUGUUUAUGUUAAUCUGGUUAUUUUGAAUUAAACAAUGAUGUUUGCUUAAGUACUAAUAUUAAAUUUUAAAUAGAAUGCUCAAACGAAUGUUUAACUUGUCGUGGAUCUGCUAAUUAUUGUACAAGUUGUGAUACUAAUUCAAAACGAGUUGAUUAAUCCAUAAUUCAUAUUUGUCCUUGUAUUAUUGGAUUUUAUCAAGAUUAAAAUUAGAUUUGUUAAAGUUAUUUUUCACAUAUUUAUUAUUAGAAUGCCACAUUAAAUGUCAAACUUGUAUAAAUUAAUUUGACUAAUGUUUGAGUUGUUAUUUUUAAUUAGAUUCAAAUAGAAUGUCUAUUUUUGGAUAAUGUAAUUGUAAGGAAGGAUAUUUUGAUGAUGGAACAUAAAUCUAAUGUUAAAAAUGUCAUAUUAAAUGUACGCUUUGUUAAAAUGAAUCAAAAAAUUGUUUAAUAUGUUCAGAUUCGAAACGAAUUAAUCCACCAACCUGUAAUUGUAUGGAUGGAUAUUAUGAAGAUGAACAAUUUACAUGUUAAAGUAAAUUAUAUUGUUUAAAUAAGCCUGCUCUUCUAAAUGUAAUACAUGUUAACAAUCCCCCUCAAAUUGUUUGAGUUGUAACCCUGGAAGGGUUGGAUUUGAAUGCAAAUGUGUUGAUGGGUAUUAUGAAACUGGAGCAAUAUUUUGUGAAUGUAUAAAAAAAUUUAAGUAUUUAGAAUGUGCAUUUAAAUGUGCCACUUGUCUUUUAGAUCUUUUGAAUUGUGAAACUUGCAAAGGUAAUAGAAUUUAAGUGCCUCAAUGUAUUUGUUAAAUAGGAUAUUUUGAUGAUUUAAUAAACGAAGAUUGUUAAUAAUGUGAUAGUACUUGUUUAGAAUGCAAUAAAAAUGGGUGCAUAUCUUGUAAUGCAAAUAGGAUUUUAGAUGAAGAAAAUAACUGCAUCUCACCACCAAAUUCAAUUUAGUAUAAUAAUACUCCUUGGUGUUCAAGUAAUUAUCUGCAUUAUAAUAAAUAGCUUGUCAAGUUGCAGUUGUUCAUAUUUAUUUAUCAGAUGAUAUUAGUUAGAUUAUUAUUCAUUUUGAUUUUCUUUUGAGUUCAUAAGGAUUUAAUUCAGAGUUUGAAGUUAAUAAAUGCUUAUCAUUAUUUGAAAUAAAGUCUGUGUAUAGUUUUGGUUAAAAUGCUAUCUGCUAUCUUAAUCCAGAUAACAAUCAGUAAAUUUUGAUAUCUUUAGGUGAAAACUCAAAAAUAAAUGUAGGUGAUGAAAUUAUAUUUAUAAGUAAUUCAAUAUCUCACAUUAACUGUAAAAAUUCGAUAUAAAAGUUUAUAUUUACAACUUUAUAGAUGCCAAUAAAUCUACUUCCUCCAAAAAUUGAGUAUAAUGUACCUACUCAUAAACUUAACCCAUAUGCUGAAAACUCGAUAAAUUUAAAAUCGAUAAAAAAUAAUGGAUUUCGAAAAUUAGACAAUAUUAUUUGGAGUUUUGAAGUAGAAGGAAACAAAAAUACUUAAGCACUUAAUGACUUCUUAAAUGAUAUUAACUUUUUAUAGGAUUAUAACUUAUUGCUACCAAAAAAUACUUUGCCACUGUAGGCAGUAUUAAAAUUUAAGAUUAAAUAUUAAAAUUUCAUAAAAACUGCCUCCUUUUCUGAAUUUACAUUAUAAACACAUACUGGAGAACUUCCUUAAAUUUAUUUAGUUGUUUAACCCUCAUAUUUUGUUUAUGAAACAAUUAAAAUUUAGGUUUCUGCUGGUUUGUAAAAUAAGUAAAUUUCAGACGAUAAAGCAAAAUACUUAAUUUAAGUUCAUGAAAUAGAUAAGUAUCCAAAGAAAUCUUUAUCUUCAAAAUUGAAUAUAUCAUCUGAAACUAAUGCCUUUGAGACAGUUUAAGGAAAUAUUUCAAAAUACACUUUAAGUCCAAAUUCAACAUAUACAUUUUAAAUUAUUGUAAGAAAUUUAGAAACUGAUGAUGUUCAAAAUUAAAAUUUCACAAUAAAUAUUCUUUAUUCUGGAUUUAUUUGUAAAUUUAAUAAUGGAGGUUUAUAGAGUGUUAGAAAAGAUUUUUACCUCAAAAUAGAAUGCAAAGAUUUGGACACUAAACUUGAAUGGAACAGUGACCCAGACUUGGAUAUAUUAGUGUCUUGUAAGGAUCUAUCAUAAAAUAAUGUUUGCUAAAAUGAAGUUAAUAAAACUGAUUAUUUCCAAUUCAUCAGAAGGAAUUUCAUCCCUGCUUUUACAGUAUAAAAAUGGACAGUUCAUGUAUCGAAAUUUUUAUAAUCUUCUGAAUUUUCAUUAAUUGUCAUCUAUCUUGAAGAUGAUUUUCCUUUAUUAGAGCUGGAAUAUAAUUAAGGCUAUUUAAUGAGAAAGGUUAAUAAUUAUGAAUAGCUCAAUUUUACAUUUGUAAUUCCUGAUUUUUAAAAACCUUAUUUAUUUGAACUUUCAAUUGCAAUUAUAUAUAAUUAUGAAUUAAUACAAAUACUUGAACCAAAAUAUAUUUCUCAUACCUUUAAGUUAUCAAAUAGUCUUAAAGAAUUUAAUUUUGAUGACAAUGUCAACAUUAAAUUUAUGGCGUAAUUUUCAAACAAUAUAAUGCCAAGCUUAAACAAUAUCAAAUUAAGUAUUAAUAAGCCUCCUUUUUGUUCAAAAUUAUUUAUUACUCGUUCGAGUGAUUUAGCACUUACUAAUAUUUAAAUUGCAAUAACAUGUGAGCAAUCAAAUGAUUCCCCUUACAAAUAUUAACUUAGAUUAUUUUUGAGAGAAAAGGAUUUAACAGAUUUUUUGCAAGGGUCAUCAGAUAAUUCCUUGAUUCUUUAUCCAUUUUAGAUUUAAAAUAAAUUUUCGAUUUAAACACCUUCUUCUAUUGAUUCGUCUAAAAUUGUAGUUUUAAUAUAAGUGCUUGAUAGUGGAGGAUCAAUAUCUUAAUCUUUUGAUAAGAUUACUACAAAACCUGCUCAAAUAGAUUGCUCUUCAGUAUAAUUUGAAACAUUGGCUUUAUAAAAUAAAAUUCCAUUACUAUUUGAAGCAAUGAAUCAAUAAUGUGAUUAAUUACAUAGCAGAAUUUAUUUUGAUUUGCUUAAUUCAAAGAUUUUGUCAGAUUUGAAUGAUAACAUCCUUAAAUUUUAAGCAGUAAAAUUAUAUAAGUUAUUUUAAAUCUAAACAUCAUCUAAUCAACCUAAAAUUCGUUUAUUAAAAGAAGAUUCUUAAAAAAUAUGCUAUAAUUUAAAUUCAACUUAUUUAGAUAUUAAAUCAGAUUCCAUACAAGAAUAUAUUAAUCCAACAAUAAAAAUAGACGAUUUUUAAUAAAGUAUUAAUAAAUUCGAUAAAACUCUGAAAUAUUUUCUUAAAAUGAAAAAAGAAUUGCAAGAAAAACUAAAUUAGAAUUAAUUUGCUUGGAAUGAAGAAAUCUUUCAAUAAUAUGAAAAUUCUUAAGAGGGCAUCAUGAAUCUAUUAUACUAACUUGAUGAGAUUUAUUUGGAAUUCUCUGCCUUAAAUGAAAAAAAUGAAACAAUUUACCAAACUAUUGUUGAAUUACUGAAAAAUAUUAAUGUGAUUGCAGAUUAAAUAUAAGAUUCUAUUUUGGUUAACUCUAAGCCUUUAAUCAUUAUUGGUAAAGAGAUUAUUUGGCAGAUCAAAAGAAUAACAAAGAAAUUUUUCAAUUAAUAAUUUAAUAUUGAACCUUCAUAAGAAGACUAUUUGAUUGAUUUUGUUUAACUUGAAUCUACAUAUCUUUAAUCAAAUCCUCUAAGAUUUAAACAAGAUCUGGAAUAAUAAAUUUAAAUAUAUUUCAAUGACUAAACUUUACGAAUUUAUACUGAAAAUUAUUACUAAAUUUAAUUAAAAAUUUUUUAUCACAGAAAAUUUCUUGCUUAUGAAAACUUUACUUCCGUUUUUAGCACAAAAUUUGGAUCAUAUUAAUUGUGUACCAAUAUUACAGAAUUAUCAUAAGAAUAUGAAAUAUAAUGUGUAGUGAGAACAACCUCAAUGAAAUUUUAUUAAUGUAUUUUGAAUAAAGUUCAAAAUAAUGAUACCAUUGAAUUUUUUUGUUAUUGUAAAAAUAUAGGUGAUAUUUUCUUAAUAACCUCAAGUAAUUAUACUAAUUUAAACACUAAUAAUGAAGAAAUAUUUAAUUUUUUCACUAAUUCAACGAUUGAAAAUUCAAUGGAAUUAAGUAUAUUUGCUGGUUCUUUAACACUAAUUUUUAUAACUAAUUAUAUUUAUCAUUUAUAUAAAGAAUGGAAAGAUAAGGAAGAAACAAGUUAAACUGAAUUAAGUAACAAUAGUCAAUAAAAUGUUCUAGAUAAAAAUUAAUUUAUGUAUCAAGGUAAUCAUAAAAUAUUCAAAGAUAAAUUGAAGGUAAUUUUGAAUAUUAUCAUUAGGAAAUCCAUCAAACUAUUUCAAUAUUUUGUUAUAAAGACAAAAUAAUUAACCUGAGUUUUAGGAUGUUAGAAAUUUUUACUUAGUUAAAUUUAUUAUUAGCUUUAGCUAUUUUAGAAUGUUAUUUGCGGAAUAAUUAAAUUCUUGAAAUCAGUUUAUUCAUCGUGACAAAUUCUAUUAUAAUUUUGAUUUUGAGAACACUUUUUAAGAUAAUCGAAUCAAUUUAUAGAUUUAAAAAAAUAGCAGCUUUGAUUAGUCAGUUGAUUCUUAUUUUGUUAUUGACAGCUCCCAACUUUGCUUUAAUUGUUUUGGAUUUAUUAAAGUAUUGUAUGAUAUUUAUUUAGUGUAUAAAUGUAAUCUGAAUCAUAUGAAGUCUUCAUAAUCUUUUUAGGGAAUAUUCUAAUUUCAUAAAUGAUUAUAGAACCGCUUACAAUUUAUACUAGAAUAAUAAUUUAUAGAUUGAUAGCAAGAAGUAUAAAGAGUAUGAAUCUCAACCCUAUUCAUCAUUUCUUGCAUUUUUUUGUAAUGCAUAGCAGUUUAGAAGAAAUUUUUGAUGAUUUUGCAAGAAUUUGA